Molecule: messenger RNA, 1993 nt
Organism: Gossypium raimondii (Peruvian cotton)
Lineage: Eukaryota; Viridiplantae; Streptophyta; Magnoliopsida; Malvales; Malvaceae
Product: mitochondrial carrier protein CoAc1
Exons: 7
Coding region: 688-1722 (344 amino acids)
Biological process (GO): transmembrane transport
Source: RefSeq, a predicted model, not a curated record
UACUUUUGAAGAUCCACCGACCCUUGAUUUGCACCGUUGACCCACCACACAACUCGACUUUCUCCUUCGAAUUUGCAGCAAAAACAUCGCUUUUGAAGCUAACGACUUUCACAUACAUACGAAACUCAUCAAGGAACACCCCCCCUCUCCUUUCUCCCAAGAAGAGCAGGUAUUUCAGAUUUUGGUUCUAACCCAAAUAUUUGCAUACCUGUUCUUCUUUUCUGGUACGUUUUUUGAACUUGGAAUCAUGGGAACUCUUUAAAUUGAUUGGUUCUUGGGAUUGCUUAGGCUUAUGUUAUCUAUUGCCUUGAAAGUGGUGGACGUGGGUGAUUUAAGAGGAGACUUUUUGAUGAAUCUAGAUUGAGGGUAUGGAAGCAGGUUUAUAACUAUAAGGGUAGCUUUUGGAUUUGGCAAUUUCUGCGGUCUAUCUUUCUUUGUUUCUUUGAAUGUAUCUUAUUGUUAUUGAAGAAAAGGAUCGGCUUGUGAACCUGCCCGGCUUUCAUCUGGAUGUUCUCAAGCCUUUGAAUUUACUACCCUUUGAACAGAAAUCGUUUUCUUUUUGUAUCCCAAGAGAUAGAUGGGAUAAAGAGUUCUUCAAGCUUCAGGGUGGGUAAUUAUAAUUUGACCAAAUUUAUUAAAUUGAGGAAGAUCUUGGUGAUAUAAUUGGUCUGAGUUGGAUAUUUCGAGAUGAAUUCUCCUCAAGGCUCCACAUUGACAACAAAUAUGGCUGGGCUUGUUGAUGGUUCAACAGCACGUGAAGAGGUUUCCCAUAUUGAUUGUUUGCCUGUUUAUGUCAAAGAGCUAAUUGCUGGUGGUGGUGCUGGAGCUUUUGCUAAAACUACCGUUGCUCCUUUAGAACGGAUUAAAAUACUCAUGCAGACAAGGACCGAUGGUUUUCGGUCUCUUGGGGUGUAUCAAUCCUUAAGGAAGGUACUAAAGCAUGAAGGUGUUCUUGGAUUUUACAAAGGAAAUGGAGCUAGUGUUGUUCGGAUCAUUCCAUAUGCAGCCUUACAUUUCAUGACUUAUGAGCGUUAUCGAGGUUGGAUCUUAGAUAACUAUUCGUUCAUGGGAUCAGGACCUAUUAUAGAUCUUUUAGCUGGUUCUGCAUCUGGAGGGACUGCAGUAAUAUGCACUUAUCCCUUGGACUUGGCUCGCACUAAACUUGCCUAUCAGGUUACAGACACCAGAACAAAUUUCAGGAGUGGUAUAAGAAGUUUAUACCCUCAACCUGCAUACAAUGGCAUAAGAGAUGUACUGACAAGUGUUUACAGGGAAGGGGGAAUACGUGGAUUAUAUCGGGGUGUAGGUCCAACACUCACUGGCAUCCUCCCAUAUGCUGGUUUAAAGUUCUACAUUUAUGAGGUACUAAAGCUACAUGUUCCUGAAGAGCACCAAAAGUCCAUUGCGAUGCAUCUUUCUUGUGGAGCAGUGGCUGGGUUGUUUGGGCAGACCUUCACAUACCCAUUAGAUGUUGUAAGGAGACAGAUGCAGGUUGAAAGUCUUCAGUGUUCAACAAUUCAAGGUGGUACAAGAUACAGAAACACAUUGGAUGGGCUUACUACGAUUGCACGUAAUCAAGGAUGGAGACAAUUGUUCGCAGGCUUGAGCAUUAAUUAUAUAAAGAUGGUUCCUUCUGUGGCAGUUGGAUUUGCAUCAUACGACAUGAUGAAGGUUUGGCUUCGCAUACCACCUCGACAGAAAUCACAGACAGUAUCUUCUUAAUAAACGGAGAUGGAUUUACAAUGGGGCCACCUGAAAUCCUGAAACGCUUAAAUAAGAAUUUCAACCAAACUUUAGUUCCUUGAUUUUAUGAUGUUUAUUUUCAGAUUGUUUAUAUCAUAUAACAAGAAUGAGAUAAAUGGAGUGUGUUGAUAAAAAAACUGUGCUUAUUGUAGUUUUUAUGAACCGCUGCUAUUAAGCCAGGCAUACAAAAUACCUUAUCUUGUUUCACCUUUUCUGAAAAUUAUUAGACAUGGGCUUUUUCAAUGAUUUA